Messenger RNA from Penicillium nucicola, 627 nucleotides. Its product is annotated as cyclic pyranopterin monophosphate synthase MoaC. Gene Ontology annotation, biological process: Mo-molybdopterin cofactor biosynthetic process. NCBI's taxonomy places the organism in Eukaryota, Fungi, Ascomycota, Eurotiomycetes, Eurotiales, Aspergillaceae. Bases 1 to 627 code for a protein of 208 amino acids. The record is from RefSeq and is a predicted model, not a curated record. The transcript has a single exon.
AUGCUAUCAAAUCCGCUCAAAUCCCCCCAAACCCGCCUUUACCAUAGUGGGCGCUCUACAACCGACCCCAAAGACGAGAAUCAAAAUACCUCUCGCCCAUCUCCAUCCCUCCCAACAAUCUCUGACGCAGACCUCCCGCAUCUCACCCCCUCGAAAACCGUCCACAUGACCCAAAUCACUUCCAAACCAGAAACCAAACGCCUCGCUACAGCGGCAUGCACAGUCACCUUCUCCAACGACCGACCAUGGGCAAUUUUGCGCAAAGGCCAAACACACAAAGGCGACGUAUUCAGCGUCGCCCGGAUCGCCGGCAUUAUGGCUGCUAAGCGCACACCGGACAUUGUCCCACUGUGCCACCCCGGCAUUGGAAUUACCGGAGUGGAGGUCAGUGUUGAAUUACAUGACCCGGAGAAUCAUGGCUAUGGCUCUAUGAAGGUCAUUGCAACUGUUAGUUGUUUUGGUAGAACUGGUGUAGAGAUGGAAGCUAUGACUGCUACUAUGGGGGCUGCUUUAACGGUUUAUGAUAUGCUCAAGGCUGUUGAUAAAGGAAUGGUCAUUGAAGCUGUUCGAUUGCUUGAGAAGCAGGGUGGAAAGAGUGGACAUUGGCUUCGAGAGGAGAGAGUAUAA